Messenger RNA from Hordeum vulgare subsp. vulgare (domesticated barley), 1008 nucleotides. RefSeq names its product zinc finger MYM-type protein 5-like. Lineage: Eukaryota; Viridiplantae; Streptophyta; Magnoliopsida; Poales; Poaceae. The record is from RefSeq and is a predicted model, not a curated record. The coding region runs from base 1 to 1008 and encodes 335 amino acids. The transcript is spliced from 3 exons.
AUGGCCGUGAAAAAAUUGAUAGACUCGCAAUGCGGAGGUAUUCGACAAUUUCUCAAGCCAAGUAAUAUUGGUGCUUCGAGUACUUCGCCAAACCAAGAUGAUGCGUUGGCGAUUGUUGCCAUAGUGGAAGAGCAACCGACUAAUGAAAAUUUGGACUCUGAUCAGCAAGAAGAAAAUAUCAACUCCAACAUCGGCGAUAGCAAUGUAAGUGGCUCCGAGAAUGUAGGUAAAUCAUCAGAUGCACAUGUUGAAUCUGCUAGUGUUGAUGAGCAACCGGUUUAUACUGCUGAUAUUUAUGAUCCAAGAAAUUGGGACAAUCUUGAUAAUAAAGCAAGAGAUAUUUUAGUUGAGAAAGGGCCUGUCAGAGAGGAUAAAAUGGAAUACCAUGUAGAUGAUGACGGAAGACAUUUUUCGUGCACUCAUUAUCGUAGAAAAUUAAGUAAUGGAGAGGAACAUGAUAGGAAUUGGCUAGUUUAUUCAAAAGAUGUCAACAAAGUUUUUUGCUUCUGUUGUAAGAUCUUCAAGUCUAGCACCAAUAGGAUUCAAAGUUCCUUAGCACAUGAUGGAUUAGGACAUUGGAGGCAUAUUAGUGAGAAGCUUAAAGAACAUGAAAAUAGCAUCGAGCAUAUUAAUAACAUGAACAAGUGGAAUGAAUUGAGGGUUAGACUGCGGAAAGAGGAGACAAUUGACAAGGAAUUGCAACAUCAAAUAACGAAGGAGAAAGAAUGUGGCAGGCAAGUUCUGUUAAGAAUAAUAGCCAUUGUGAAAUAUCUUGGUAAACGCAGCUUGGCUUUUCAUGGAAAUAGUGAGAAGCUUUACAAGGAUGAUAAUGGUAAUUUCUUAGCUUGCAUUGAGAUGAUUGCAGAAUUUGACAUGGUAAUGCAAGAUCACCUUAGAUGUUCUAUCAUAAAGUUGUUUCAUUUUUUGGAAUUGUUCAGCGCAUAUAUGUAUUAUUUGCUGGUUCUACAAAAAGGUGGAAUGUUUUGCUUAAACAUGUUCCUAGUUUGA